AUGGCUCCUCCCGUGGACGCUUCCGGCGACGUCAUUUUCAAAAAGAAUAAGGGUCUAAAGAAUCACAAGAAGGCGCAGAAAGAGAAGGCGCUGGCAAAGCGCAUCGCCGCCGCCGGGAAGUCUACCGCGAACAAGGCUUCGUACGCGCCGGUCGCUACCAUCGUUAUCAACAAGACUGCACCUGUAGAAGGAGACGUUAUUGGAAAUGCAGGACCGGCGCCCAUGGUAAAGACUUCUGCGCAGGUUAUCGUGGAGUCGUCCGAUCUUUAUCGACACGACUCGGCCACUGAUGAGACGGUCCUCGCCAACAUCGGGGCUCUUUCUGGAGCGCACACUACAACUGGUACCAAGACCGCCACGCCGCAACCGCACCUCUGCACACAUUUGCCCGUCGUUGUAUUCGAAGACGCCCCUACUGGCUCCAAGAACAACUCUCCAACCAAGGUAGCCAGCAACCAAACCAAACUCGAACAAGAGUUGAAUAGUACAUCUUAUCCCAAGACCGCUCCCUCUCCUCCAAAACUCAACUUUCCACAAGUCAGCCUACUCAAGACUGCUCCUUCCCCUCCAAAACCCAACACCUCACAAACCAGCAUGCUGAACCCAACCGCCCCAGCAUUCCUCUUCGGAAAGAUCAUAGUCGCCCAAACUCCACCCGUCUCCAUCACCCUCACAAAAGAAGACACCGCCCCAGGAUGGCCUACCGAAAACGCAAAAGCGUAUGAAAAGGCAUACGGCGUUGUCGCCCUUAACAAGGCCUUGGAAGCAGCGCUGUACGAGAGCAUGGAGACGCCGCGCCAGAGGCUGCUUCGCUGCAAGUACAGGGUUUCUGUUGACGCCGAGUUCCAUCGGGAGGAGCCGGUGCAUGACUUGGAGUGGGCAAUGGCCUUGAUUGGCAAGCCAGUUCGCAAGUGUUUCGAUGACAACGGCUUCCACAUCACGCCGAUCAAGACUGGCUUGACUGAAGCUGAUUUGACAAUCCCAUCAGCCCUCGACGAGAUGUUCGCGAAAGUCAAAGCUCAAGGCAUCUCCAAGAUCAGCGCUCCCAUCUCCACGGGUUACAAGUCCCCCAUCUCCGGUGCCACAUCAACAAAGAAGCCCGUUACAUCUCGGACUGUAGAGGACAUCGAGCAUGAAAUGCGUCUCGCCGCCCCGAAACGCCCUUCCCACGCCCCCUCGUUCGCAGACCCCGGUAUCCUCAAGUACACCUUCAACGGCCAGGAUUUCGACAACGUCGGCAACCCGCUCACGGAAACCGUGAGCCAAAAGGUACUCGGUUGGCUUGAAGACCAACCAACGGAUCCACCUGAACUCUCACCGGGUUCUUCGCGGCAGCAGAGUCGCGAGGCUUCGCCGCUUGAGCCUGGGAAGGGAGUCGUGGCUUUGACGUUUUGUUCAAAGUCUGAGUCUGAGGGAGGACAGGUUUGGCCUGCGCAGGAGGGCUUGCCUUGGGGGAUGGGCAAGAUGGGUAUACGCAUGGUUCGGGUGUCCCGGUGUACCCGUAUGUUGCUUCUGUCGUGA
Molecule: messenger RNA, 1521 nt
Organism: Alternaria arbusti
Lineage: Eukaryota; Fungi; Ascomycota; Dothideomycetes; Pleosporales; Pleosporaceae
Exons: 1
Coding region: 1-1521 (506 amino acids)
Source: RefSeq, a predicted model, not a curated record